This is a messenger RNA of Pan troglodytes (chimpanzee), 391 nucleotides long. RefSeq names its product immunoglobulin lambda variable 4-3. NCBI's taxonomy places the organism in Eukaryota, Metazoa, Chordata, Mammalia, Primates, Hominidae. The transcript has 2 exons. The coding region runs from base 23 to 391 and encodes 122 amino acids. The record is from RefSeq and is a predicted model, not a curated record.
GCUCUUGGAAGUCCCUCCAACCAUGGCCUGGGUCUCCUUCUACCUACUGUCCUUCAUUUUCUCCACAGGUCUCUGUGCUCUGCCUGUGCUGACUCAGCCCCCGUCUGCAUCUGCCUCGCUGGGAGCCUCGGUCAAGCUCACCUGCACCCUAAGCAGUGAGCACAGCACCUACACCAUCGAAUGGUAUCAACAGAGACCAGGGAGAUCCCCCCAGUAUAUAAUGAAGGUUAAGAGUGAUGGCAGCCACAGCAAGGGGGACGGGAUCCCCGAUCGCUUCAUGGGCUCCAGUUCUGGGGCUGACCGCUACCUCACCAUCUCCAACCUCCAGUCUGACGAUGAGGCUGAGUAUCACUGUGGAGAGAGCCACAGGAUUGAUGGCCAGGUCGGUUGA